Messenger RNA from Ruditapes philippinarum (Manila clam), 1553 nucleotides. RefSeq names its product dipeptidase 1-like. The record is from RefSeq and is a predicted model, not a curated record. The coding region runs from base 167 to 1456 and encodes 429 amino acids. NCBI's taxonomy places the organism in Eukaryota, Metazoa, Mollusca, Bivalvia, Venerida, Veneridae. Gene Ontology annotation, molecular function: metallodipeptidase activity. Gene Ontology annotation, biological process: proteolysis. The transcript is spliced from 12 exons.
GACAUUAAAAUAUGAUAAGAAGAUAUGAUUAUAAUAGAAAUUCAAUGUGUCAUCAUUUAGUCUAAUGACGUUCUGAUAAACCGUGGGAAUUUACAUUUACUCCCGAUAAUUGUUGGCUUAAACACUACGUUCAUUUGCUUUACAAAGUGCAUGUUUGAAAGUGACGAUGCCUGACAUUUUGCAAAUAUCUACAUUCUUAUUGGUGACGUUACUGCCAGUUUUAGCUGUUACUAUUGGAGAAAGAUUUAUUCUUGAUACAGAUGUAGCAGCAAUGGUCCCAAACAGUUCAAACUGCAGCAAUUCAUCCGCCAUACCGACAACAUCAUACCUGGAGAGGGCAAAAUGUGUACUAGAGUCAUUUCCCCUUAUAGAUGGCCACAAUGAUUUAGCUGAAAGAUAUCGCGAGUUUCUCAACAACACGGUGUAUGCAGUCGAUUUACGUUCAGAUCUAAGCCAACUCUUAAAUACAACAGAACUUCAAGCCGACAUACCGAAACUGUUAGCGGGAAAACUCGGUGGACAGUUUUGGUCAUGUUGGGUUUCCUGCGGAAGUCAGUAUAAAGACGUUGUGCGAAUGACCUUGGAUCAACUAGACGUCAUCAAAAAAUUCAUUCGGCGUUACCCUGAUGUUUUCAAAUUUGUUUCAACUGCUCAGGGCGUUCUUGAUGCGUUCUCAGAGGGUAAAAUUGCCAGUUUGAUAGGCCUUGAAGGAGGACAUUCCCUGGACAGCAGUCUUGGUGUACUUCGGAUGUACUAUGAACUUGGUAUCCGUUACAUGACGGUUACUCACAGCUGCAAUACGCCAUGGGCAGAUAAUUGGCAUGUUGAUGAAAUCGGUUACAAUGGUACAAAGAUUGACGGAUUAACGGAGUUUGGAAAGCAAGUGAUACGGGAAAUGAACCGACUUGGUAUAAUGGUAGAUCUAGCGCAUGUUUCCAAGAAGACAAUGUCCGACAUCCUCGAUCUAUCCGUGGCUCCAGUUAUCUUCAGUCAUUCAUCAGCCUUCAGACUUUGUAACCACUUUAGAAAUGUCCAAGAUGAUAUCUUAUUUAGAACAAAAGCCAAUGGUGGGGUAGUGAUGGUAAAUUUCUAUGACAAAUUUGUUGUCUGUCCUCCAAAUAACAAACCGGAUACAGUAAUGUUGGACGUGGCAGAUCACAUCGACUAUAUCAAGGAUUUGAUAGGCGUAGAUCAUGUCGGAAUUGGGGCAGAUUUUAAUGGGAUCCCAAGUACACCCAAAGGUUUAGAGGAUGUUUCAAAGUAUCCUGAUCUAUUUGCGGAACUUAUCAAGAGAGGUUGGAGUGAUGGAGAUCUUCAGAAACUAGCUGGUAGAAAUAUUCUCCGAGUUUUCAGAGCAGUUGAACAGAUUCGUGAUGGUUUGGUGAACGUACCUCCUAUUGAAGACCACAUACCCCCAGAACAAUAUGUGAAUGAUUCGUGUAGAACAGAUAUUUGAUUUUCAGAUACUGUCAUUGACUGAUUUUUAGCUGGCAACUCAACUUUAAUCUACCGGCUAGGAGAAAAUGUAUAAAUAAAAUGAGAUAUCACUGUGU